AUGCAGCAACAGCAGACGGCGCCACAAAUGUGGCAUUGUGAGCGUGAACGCAUGCGACAACAGCAGCAGCAACAACAACAACAACACCAGCAGCAGCAAAAGUUACAAUCCCAGCACCAACAGCAACAGCAACAUUAUCAGCUGCACGCUAAUCGUAACUACAAUAACAGCAAUGGCAAUAGCGGUAACAACAACAACAAUCACUAUUACUGAGAAAACCAAGUGAAUGCGUACGAUUUUGUGGCGCGAAUGUAAGCUGUGGCAAGCGUGCAUGUAGCAUUAGUGUAUGCCGCCUCUCCAACACCACGCUUGGCCACUGGUCGUUUUACCACAAAAACUGCACUCCAGGUAACCAACGCUGUUGCUGAUGUCUUAGCAGCUGCCGUCGUCGUAAUUUGUAUGAAUAGUCCAGUAAACGCCUGCAGAUAAAAAUCUCAAGAUAUCAAUAAUUCAAUAGCCUACACAUACAAGUAAUCAUAAAUAUUAAUUGGACAGAGUUUGCAAACAAAAGAGCACAGAAACAGUCGUAUCUUAACGAUAGUUGUAAGAAUUUGAAAAUUCAGACACAAAUGCUAAAAUGCAUUGCAACUAAGAAUCGAAAGCGUUCGCCAAAAACUGAAGCGCAAAGCCUACAUAUAUAUUGGAAAAGUCUACGCAUUUAAAAACUUUCAAAAUAAAAAUUUGUUUAAGGUGCUGCCAUAUGUUGCGUGUGCAGCUGUGAUAAAAUGUCUCAUGCGAUUUCCCUUUCCGGCGGUUUUUGCGCUUCAUGCGUGGAUUUGGGUACACCAAUGCAUAGUUUUACAAAAUAACAGUUGUAAAAAAAAUAUUAUAUGCAGCCGCAAACACACAUGAAUAUGCAUAUGCGUAUAUGCAUUAACUCACACAUGCCUGAAUUUUCAAAAGCAAACAAAAUUUGAUUCUACCAUUUCGUUUUCAAAGCAUUAAUAAAUUUAAAAAAAAAUAUAUAGCAACAACAUACAUACAUACAAGCAAACCUAUGUAAUAAAAUUCAGCAUAUCGCUCGGCCUAUGGAGCGAUGCACCACCACAUUGAUUAAAAGCGAGCUGGUUAAACGGUUAGAGAGUUGAAGAGCUUUUUGAGUUAGUUGCAUAAAUAAGGCGGCGCUAUAUAUAAUUUGAGCAACGCCAAUAUUUUCUUCAAAUCAAUUCAAUUUUAUUCAGUUUAAUCCUGGCGUUUAAAAUUAUUUGAAUAAAAAUAACAAAAUAAGUAAACAAAAAAUAACAAAAAUGUUUAUGCCUGAAUGGGCGACCUAUUUUAGUGUUCGUAAUUUUGAUUUCCCUUUUGAUUUUAGACACCGCUUUAAACUAUUUGAAAAGAGUGUCAAUAUAGACAUUUUUUAUAAUUUUUUAAAUUAAUCACUUUUCGUGGGCUGAUUUUUUAUACCAAGUAAAUUAUUUUCAUAAAUUUUUUGAUUGCCCACGAAAGUAUGCUAUAUAAUUAUUAAAGGCUUUCCGAAUGUGGAAAAUCGAUAUUUUACACAAAAAAUAAAAGAAAAUAUCAAAAAGCUGAGCACAAAUUUAAAUACGACUUGAAGUAGUUUAAAAACUCAAUACUUAUAGACGAAAAAGUCGAUAUAAUUAUUAAAGUGCGUUUAGUUUUUAAUUCUGUGGCGUAUUUUUGUUUGAUGUUCAUAUACGCGGAAUUUUAAUUAUAAAUUUCAGUUUAUUUCGAUCUGAAAAUACCUUCAGGUUUUACAGAUGCUUGGCUGUAACACAUUUCAAGCUUGCAUGCGCUAAUUUUUUAUUCUUCUUCUUAUUAUUUGGCGCAAUAACUGCUUACGCUAUUUUGGGCGAGUUUAACAAAGCGCGUCAGUUGGACACACCAAGUAAAGCCAAGUCCUACUCCAUCUGAUCUUUCCAACGCAGUGGAGGCCGUCCGCUUCCUGUGCUACCACCAGCUUAUACCGCAUCGAAUACUUGCUUCUUAUUCCAAUUUCUAAUACGAAUUUCAUUUACGUAUUGCAGUACGCAAUUAAGCGUCUAAAAAGUAAUUUAAACUUUUUUUCAAAUUUUUAAGGCCGUCUAAGUUUUAGUUGAAUGAUUUGCUAUGUAGAUAUGAAUUAAUUUUUUUUUUUAAUUUUCUCCUUACUUUUUCCCCCAUUAUCUAGUAACUCAGUGUGAUUUGUGACUGAAUUAUAAUUUAUAAUUUAUUUUUGAACAUUUUUGUUAAUUAUUUAAAAAGUGUAUGGUAUUUUUUUAUAAUUUAAUUUGCGAACACUUAAAAUGUAAUUUAAAAAAUUUUUUUGGCAACUCACUAGCCAGGCUUAAAAGUCAAACUCUUUAUAGCCUAUAACCAGCUCGUAGACAAUUGGAAAAUUCUAUUUUAGUAGAGAAAAAAAAAACCAAUAUACGAAAAUGCAAUAAAACAAUCAACACAAUGAAAUCACACGAAGGCAAGCUAAGACGAGUGCCUGAAGUAAAUAAUACAAAUUAGUUUUGACGGCAAUGUGCAAAGCUAUAAAACAGUUUGCAUUUAUUUGACUUUUUUGUAAAUGUUGCGCACGUGCGUUAUCAACCUAAAGCAGAUCUCAAAGAAAUAGAAAAAAAUUAAAAAUAAAAAACUAAAUUAUUUGCGGUUGCCUUUUAAGUAAACUCAUACACUUUUGUUGGUGAGACAGGCUUUCAAACUGUUAAGCAGUGGUCACUUCGUAGGUUUCCGGCGCAAAUAAACAGAAAUUAAAAGUAAUGAUUUAAAUAUUAGUUUUCAUUUAAGUCAAAGUGCCAGACGGGCUUUUGAGUCCCACAUAAAUUUUUUGACUUAAACAUUAAAUAAAUUAGCCAUUUUUAUACAAUAUAAAUAUUUGAGGUACGAAUACGAUGUAUGCAGUUUCGGUGCUCUUGCAACAGUUAAAGUGACUAUAAUACAUGCGAAAUUUUUUUGAAAAAAUUUUAAACAAAAUUUAAAGAAAAUUAAAAAAAUAAAAUUUAAAGAGAAAUUUAAAGUUUUUAAGUUUGCAACACAAAUUUUAAAAAUUUUCUGGUUUCUUUCGAAAACCACUUAUUAUUUUUGGCCCAAAAAAAUUCUAAUCAACAGUAAUUAAACAUUUUGACUGUAGAAAACCUCAAAGAAAUAUAUUUUUAUCGCAUUACAUUGCGAUAGCCACCAUACCUACGUACCUAAUGAAACAUGCCACCAAAGCGCACUUCGCAAAUUUGCAUACUUUGCAACAUGUUACUUUGCUAAUAAAUUUUCUAUUUUAAUUUCCUAAUAAAUUUUAUAAAAACACACACGUCUAAUACGCAACUCGCUUACGAAAAGUUACCGCAUAUAUUAGUGAAUAGCAGCAAUGAUCACUGCGUACUUUAAAAAAGAAGAAAAAAAGCAGCACAAGACAACAGGAGUUUUAUUAAAAAAAAAUAUAUAUAUACAUUUUUAUAAAAUAAUUUUUUUUUUUGGCAACUGAGUACAAGCAAAUAUUGUAGCAAUUAGAUUUGUAUUUGUAAAGCAGAACAGUAAUCGAAAAUAAUUUUUUUUUCUCCACAAACAUAUUGUUUUUCGACAAAUGAGUAUAAACAACUCUUGUAAAAAUUAUAUUUGUAUUUAGAAAGAAGAUCAGUAUUCAAAAUUAAUUUUUUUUUCUCCACAAACAUUUUUUUUCUACACAAUUUUUUUUUGUUUUGGCAAAUGAGUGUAAAAAAAUCUUGUAUAAAUUAUAUUUGUAUUUGUGAGAAAAUUGGUAAUCUAAAAUAAUUUUUUUUCUACACAAACAAUUUUUUUUCUUUGCUUUGUUUUUGGCAACUGAAUGUAAAAAAUAUUAUCGCAAUUAGAUUUGUAUUUGUAAAGCAAAUCAGUAAUCGAAAAUAUUUUUUUUCUUCACAUACGUGCAGUCAAAACUAAUUUGUACUACUUUUUAGUGGCACAUAAUUUCAAAACAAAUGCGCCAACGCAUUGACGGUACAUGAAAGAAUACGUUUUUAAUGAAAAGGAAGGAAUAGAGGAAGAAGUUGAAGAAGAAAAAAACUAUAAAAAACGCUAAGACUUAUUGCAACAAAACAAACAAAUAGUGAAAUAAAGUAAAAUGUAUAAAAAAUAAUGCAAACCAUGUAAUAAAAUGCAAGAAAUUACAGUUAUAAGCAAGAUUUAAGCAUAAAGUAUAAUUAAAAAUAUUUAAAAUUAAAUUUAAAUAAAAAUAUGGAGUUUGAGCAAGCGCAAAAGCUGCUGUUGGGCGCAGAAAAAGUUUAAUAUAUAUAUAUAUACAUACAUAUAUAAAAAACCCAUUUAAGCUUUUCUAUUCUACAAUACAUUUAAAUACAAAAAUAAGUAUACAAAUAUAAAUUUAAUUUAAAUUAUAUAUAAACAUACUUAUAUAUAUAUAUAUAUUUAAAUAUUUAAAUAUAUUGAUAAUAAUAACAAUGAGAGACGACGAAACGCUUAAGUUUUUGCUAUUCAUACAAAACCAAAAUAAAUAAAAGCCCAAAAUACAAUAAUAAAAAAGUAUAUUUAUUAAAAGAAAAUACUUUACAUACACUACUUAGUUAAAGAAAAUAAAAUGAGAGUCGCAUAAAUUGUAAGUGUAAAAAUUAUAGGCAGCGUCAAAGUGUAAGCAGCAGAAAUCUGCUGUAUUUAGCAUAGUGUAAAAAAGGCAAGCAGUUACAAAUAAUAUGAGAAAAAAAAGAAA
Molecule: messenger RNA, 4639 nt
Organism: Anastrepha obliqua
Lineage: Eukaryota; Metazoa; Arthropoda; Insecta; Diptera; Tephritidae
Product: myb-like protein AA
Exons: 1
Coding region: 1-213 (70 amino acids)
Source: RefSeq, a predicted model, not a curated record